AUGAUGUCCUUUGCGACCAACACAUAUGGAAAUCUCUCAAUUGAAUUUUAUUUAACCUGGGCUGGCAGGUAUAAUAGUCAAACCCUGGGUGACUGUCAUCGACUUACGUGGUACAAAGGUCUACUAUAG
Molecule: messenger RNA, 129 nt
Organism: Fusarium verticillioides 7600
Lineage: Eukaryota; Fungi; Ascomycota; Sordariomycetes; Hypocreales; Nectriaceae
Exons: 1
Coding region: 1-129 (42 amino acids)
Source: RefSeq, a predicted model, not a curated record